This is a messenger RNA of Purpureocillium takamizusanense, 450 nucleotides long. RefSeq lists its product as uncharacterized. Lineage: Eukaryota; Fungi; Ascomycota; Sordariomycetes; Hypocreales; Ophiocordycipitaceae. The coding region runs from base 1 to 450 and encodes 149 amino acids. The record is from RefSeq and is a predicted model, not a curated record. The transcript has a single exon.
AUGGGGCGUACACUACAAUCCACACACGCCUCUCACCACCUACCGCCCCUCCUUGGUGACCUGCCGACUACGACCUGUACGACUAUGUACGUCGACGGGGCCCCCUACUCACCUCCUCUUCCUCUUUUCCCUCUUCCCUCUUCACCUUCAUCUAUCCUCUCAUUCUUUGCCGACAACGACCUUGCGUCUUCCUUCCUUUCUCUCUCUUCUUCACACCAAACCAAGUCUCUCAGACUUCUUUACAUUCAUUUCAAUCUGUUUGCGCUCGAGUAUCCAUUGUUGGACUCCCACCCACAAGAGCCGCACAGUUCACUUGCUAUCGCAGCACAUCACAACACAUCGCGACGUGCAGCAGAGCUCAUCGUUCGCCUCACACAUACACCUGACCUGAUCUGUCUCUUCUUGUCAUUUCAUUCCUUGACCGUGGGCAAACUGGUUCUGCCGUUCUGA